This is a messenger RNA of Recurvomyces mirabilis, 1851 nucleotides long. RefSeq lists its product as uncharacterized. The record is from RefSeq and is a predicted model, not a curated record. The coding region runs from base 1 to 1851 and encodes 616 amino acids. Gene Ontology annotation, cellular component: endoplasmic reticulum; membrane. The transcript has a single exon. Lineage: Eukaryota; Fungi; Ascomycota; Dothideomycetes; Mycosphaerellales; Teratosphaeriaceae. Gene Ontology annotation, biological process: transmembrane transport.
AUGCCGUGGCUAGAGGCACCCACCGCGUUCCGCGUGCGCGAAUUGGCGACCACGGCGGAUCUCGCAUUCAAUAUCAGACGACGAGCACUGGAGCAGAUACCUACCAUAAUGGCUGUCGCAAACAACACCGUGUCUGCGCUCAAAGCCCAGCCAUUACCACCUCACAGCAACCAUCCGGACUUCCUACAUCUUGCUGGUCUAGUCAGCGAAGCCGUGCUGGAAGUCGUCUUCGUCGCCCUCCCAGGUUUCAUCGUAGCAUACACCGGCAUGUUCGACGCCAACAGUCAGAAGUUCGUCGCUGAGCUAAACACCAUGGUCUUCACGCCGUGCCUGAUCUUCACGAAGCUCGCGAGUCAAUUGAACGCGGAUAAGCUGUCGGAUCUGGUGGUGAUACCCUUCAUCUUCGCUGCGCAGACCCUCGUGAGUUGGUGCGCGGCACAGCUCAUGGCAAGAUUCUGGGGGUUCGGUAAGAAGCAGAGGCAGAAGAACUUUAUCCUGGCCAUGGGUGUGUUUGGCAACAGCAAUAGCUUGCCUAUCUCACUUGUGUUGAGUCUGAGCAAGACGAUCAGUGGGUUGCAUUGGGACAAGGUGCCGGGUGACAACGACAACGAGGUGGCUGCAAGAGGUAUCUUAUAUUUGCUCAUCUUUCAGCAACUAGGACAAUUAUUGAGGUGGACAUGGGGCUAUAGUGUGCUACUUAAGCCUGCAGCAGCCUACGAUGACGACGAGCGUGAGGAGGGUACAGAAGCGCAUAGAAUCAGGGAGGAAGGGCGGUAUAGGGAUGACCCGGACGAGGAACCUGACGACACCCUAAUCGAAGUCGGCAUAAAUGGCAACCUACGCCAAUCACCCGACUCUGGCUUCAAUUCCGGCUCACCAAGUCAAGUCAGCUUCACAUCGCGAGAUAACGAUGACAUCCCUGAGAUCAUCGCUAGUACACCUGCCAACGGCAACAACAUCGACAGCGAGCCACGCCACCAGAUAGAGCAAUCCUCGCCAACUCAAAAACGACCAGCGAACACAGUGCUGGGUGAUCGCUCCCGCUCAACAGGCCACAUCACGCAAUUCCCAUCCUACGCUAACGGCACCUCGACGAGCAAAAGCGUGAGCAAAAAAGACCAUGGCUGGAAAUCACCCUUCUACCAGGCCUACUACCAAACCAUGCACUACCUCAGCCGCCUCCAGACCGUCAUCCUAUACCACUGGAACAAACUCUUCAACAAAUUCCCCAAACCCAUGCAAAAAGUCCUAAGCACACUCCACUACUACAACACGCACUUCUGGCGCGGCGUUUGGAGACAAAUGAAUCCUCCCUUAUGGGCCAUGCUAGCCGCUCUCAUCGUCGCCUCGAUCCCAUCCUUACAGAGCUUAUUCUUCGCGAAAGGAACCCUGGUCAAUAACUCCGUCACGCGCGCCAUCAGCCAGACGGGCGGUGUAGCCGUGCCUCUCAUUCUAGUCGUGCUUGGAGCGAAUCUCGCUCGAUCCACCCUCCCGCAAGACCAACUCGCCUCCACCCCGGCCGAGAAAGCCGAAGAGCGCAAACUCCUCUACGCCUCCCUCCUAUCCCGCAUGGUGAUCCCGACAAUCGUCAUGGCGCCCAUCCUCGCCCUCGUAGCGAAAUUCGUCCCGGUCUCGAUCCUGGAUGAUCCGAUUUUCGUCAUCGUGUGUUUCUUGCUUACGGGUGCGCCGAGCGCGUUGCAGUUGGCGCAGAUUUGUCAGAUCAACGGCGUGUUCAUGGGCGCGAUGAGUAGUUUGCUCGUGGCGAGUUAUGUGGGCGCGAUCUUCCCGAGUACGCUUGUGCUUGUUAUGUUGGCGCUUGAGGUUGUCGAGUGGGCGCAGGCGGGGUCGUGA